AUGGCCAUAUUUAUCGACGGCGUCGACGGCGCGAGCGCCUCGGACUCUCCCUCGGACCUCGAAAAGUUCGCGGCCAGCGCCCGCGCAGAGGCGGACGCACUGGCGCUGGAGGCAGAGGAGGCCCGCAAAGCCGCCACCGACGCGCUCGCGGCGCUGGAGUGCGCGCGCGCCGCGUCGGCGGCGGCGUCGGCCUCGGCGGCGGCGACGGCGCUGUCGGCGCGGCUGCGGGCGGGCGCGCUGCGGCCGCGGACCUGGUACGUGGACUGGCUGCGGACGUUUUUGACGCUGGUCGUGGUGCUGCACCACUGCACCACCACCUACCUCGGCUCGUCGCCCUGGACUGCCAAGCGCAAGGACGACACCGCGCUGUGGCUGCUGACUCAGCUCUUCGUCAACGGCAACCAGGCGUACUUCAUGACCCUCUUCUUUUUCAUAUCCGGCAUCUACGUCCCCAGCUCGUUCGAGCGCAAGGGGGCGCUGCGCUUCCUCGGGGACCGCACGCUGAGGCUGAUGCUGCCCUGUGUCGUGUACUCGCUGCUCGCGCCGCCCUUUAUGAACUGGUGGGCCGGCUACGUGAAGGACCCGGCCAGCCACCCGAGCCUGGGCAGCGCGUUUACUAAGUGGCUGGCGCCGGGGUGGCCGACCACGUACAUGCUGCCGACCGGGCCGCCAUGGUUCAUCUACAUGCUGUGGUGCUUAAACGUGGCGUACGUGAUCCUCGCGUGCGCCGCCUCAAGCCGCGCCGGCGCCGCGGUGCUGCGGCGCCUGGGCUGCUGCUGCUGCGGCGCGGGCGCGGCGGUCGCGGACGAGGCCGCCAAGCCGGCGCCGCGGCCGCGGUACACGGCGCGCCAGGCGCUGGGCGGCAGCGCGGCGCUGAUCGCCGUGCUGUUCCUCACCUGCUACGGUGUCCGGAUGCUGGACCUGUUCGCGUUCAACAUCCAACCGUCGAUUUUCGUGCAGCGCGGGCCGUUCGUGCAAUUCAUGCCGGAUUACCUGCCCGUAUACAUCGUCGCCUUCUCACUCGGCGUCUUCGCCGGCCCCAAGAGCCCGUUCUCAAGCACGGCCGACCUGCUGGUGCGCCUGCCACGCUGGGGCGCCGCGUGCCUCGCGGUUGGCGGCGUCUGGUGGCUGCAGGCCGGCUGGCUCCCCAACGUCGUCAUGCACGCGAUGUUUGCGAAUCAGAAGGGCUCUGCGGUGUUCGCCGGCUCCUGGGUGCUGCGCACGUUCGUCGAGCAGAGCUUCUGCGUGGUCUGGUCAGCCGGCCUCCUCAUGGCCUUCCGGGACGGCCUCAACCUGCGGCCUAAUGUCUUCGGCGAAAUCAUCAACGGCGCUGCCUACGCCGCGUUCCUGCUGCACCCCGUCAUCAUCCCGCUGUACGCGGCGGCAAUUAUGGGCUUCACGUUCCCCAGCAUGGUGGUCAACGCGUGCGUGAUCUCGGCGCCGGUGGUCAUCACCGCGUGGCUGCUGGGCGCCGGCCUGAAGGCCAUCCCCGGCGCCCACCGCAUCCUGUGA
Molecule: messenger RNA, 1512 nt
Organism: Monoraphidium neglectum
Lineage: Eukaryota; Viridiplantae; Chlorophyta; Chlorophyceae; Sphaeropleales; Selenastraceae
Exons: 2
Coding region: 1-1512 (503 amino acids)
Molecular function (GO): acyltransferase activity, transferring groups other than amino-acyl groups
Source: RefSeq, a predicted model, not a curated record